AUGGGUGCCAUCUUCGGGCAAUGCUCAGUCAUUGCACCCUUCGUUUUCUGCUCGAGAAGUCAAACUCCACACCCUGAAUGCAAGGGUCGACCAGGACCAAUUGGGCUUCAAGGACCAAUAGGUGCACCUGGAUUUAUGGGCCCAGAAGGUUUGCCAGGAGCAAAAGGUGGGAGAGGAGCAGUAGGACCUCCUGGACCAGCUGGACAGAAAGGUGACAAGGGCCCAAUGGGAGUUCCAGGAUUUCAAGGCAUCAACGGGAUCCCAGUAAGUUUACACAUGGUCAUCCUGGACAAUCUGGACCUAGAGGUCUGCCUGGCCUCGAUGGCUGCAAUGGGUCGUCCUGGCCCAAAAGGCCUUAAAGGAGAACCUGUUUUUGCUCAGGGCAGUCUCAAAGGAAUGAAGGGCCCAAAAGGUUUUCCAGGUCCAUUAGGUGCUGCAGGCCCUAUAGGAUUACCAGGUCUACAGGGUGAUGUAGGGCUGCCUGGCCCUCCGGGUCCCCCACCAUCCACUGGAAUACUGGAAUUCAUGGGAUUUCCAAAAGGAAAGCAAGGAGAAAAGGGCUGUGCUAUUCAGUUCCAGCCAGAACACAGAUUUAAUGUUGUCAUUUUUCCUCAGGGUUUUGAAGGUGUUGGAGAAAAAGGAGAAAAAGGUGUGCCUGGCUUACCUGGUGGUAGGGGUCAUCCAGGUGUUCCAGGCUACCCAGGACUGGAUGGAGUUGAAGGCAUGAAGGGUGAAUUAGGUGACAUUGGUUCCCCAGGCCCUCCUAUUAUUAUUGACAGGGAAGGUCUUGUCAUUUCAGGUGCCCAGGGUGACCCUGGAAGCCCGGGAAUACCUGGUCCUCCAGGAGAUGAAGGGAUCAGUGGUUUACCAGGCCUACCAGGAGCUCCAGGGUUUCCAGGCCUGGAAAGAGAUGGAAUGGGCCCUGGAGGGUCUCCAGGUAUUCCAGGUGUGAAGGGUGAACUGGGAGAACCAGGGAGAGCAACAAUUGGAUUACCAGGGUCUCAAGGCAGAGAAGGUUUGCCAGGCCUGCCAGGAGCACCAGGAUUGCCUGGUUCACCACGAGAGGCAGGUGAUUGUGCUUGUGAUGGAGGAGUUACAAGAACUGGACUAAAAGGCAUCUCAGGCCCACCAGGUCCAUCAGGAAGCCCUGGUCUGCCUGGGAUCAAGGGCAUUGGUGGAGACCCAGGCACUGUGGGUGCCCCAGGACUGCAAGGCCCUCCGGCUUCAGCUGGUCAGCAAGGUCCUCCAGGUCUUAAGGGAGAAAAAGGGGAUUCGUCCUUUGCAACAGGGAAAGGUGCUCGUGGGGACCGUGGUACCACAGCACCCAGAGGACCCCCAGGCAUCCCAGGAAGCCCUGGCAGGGAUGGACUCCCAGGCUUGCCAGGACCACCAGGCCCCCCAGGUGAUGGUGGCCUAGGCUUCCCAGGUGAAAAAGGAUUACCAGGAUUACCUGGUCCUAAAGGCCAUCGUGGAGAGACUGGUUCUCCUGGCAUUGGGUUUCCAGGUCCUAGUGGACUUCGUGGGCCACCAGGUGACCCAGGAAUGGAUGGAUUUCCAGGGCAAGCAGGACUUCCAGGCCCUCCAGGUAUCACCUUGCCCUGCAUAGUUCCAGGAGCAUAUGGGCCCCCAGGGACUCCUGGCUUUCCAGGAUUGCCAGGCUUCCCUGGGCCUCGAGGAGAGCAAGGCUCACCAGGUCUUCCAGGACUGGAUGGAACAGAUGGUUUGCCUGGAAAAAUGGGUGCUUCAGGCUUAGCUGGAACAAAAGGAGCACCUGGAGAUGUCUUUGGUGCUGAGAGUGGAGCCCUGGGAGAGCGUGGCAGACCUGGACUCCCUGGUGAUAAAGGGCUUACAGGUGAUCCUGGAUUUCCAGGACCGAAAGGACUUCCUGGAGUCAAAGGCUUGACUGGGGAUGUAGGUCCACAAGGCCCUGCUGGUAUGAAAGGCUUCCCAGGUCUUGAUGGUGCUCCAGGAUCUCCUGGAGAAAGAGGAUUCUUAGGGCCACCUGGGCCUUUUGGUCAAGAUGGACGUCCAGGUUUCUCAGGGACAAAAGGUGAGAAAGGGUCUCCUGGACUGCUUGGUUUCCCUGGCAUGCCAGGCCUGCCUGGUGUCCCUGGGGUGAAUGGCUUUAAAGGAGCUCCUGGCACAGCUGGAGGAAAAGGGAGCCCUGGAGCUGUGGGACUCCAAGGUCAAAAAGGUGACAGAGGUGAUGUAGGUCCACCUGGUCCUCCUGUCCUUGGGCUUCCAGAACAGGCACUGCAAUUCAAAGGAGACAAAGGAGAUCCUGGGUUAGCUGGACUUGGAGGAUUCCCUGGACCUAGAGGUGAUAAAGGAAUCCCAGGAAGCCGUGGACAGCCUGGUCUCCCUGGUCCAGUUGGGUCAGCAAACAAAGAGAGAGGUCUUCAAGGUGACCCAGGCUUCCCUGGUCCACCUGGACAGCCUGGGCUUCCAGGACAGAAGGGUUCACAUGGUAUCACAGGAUUUCCAGGAAUGCCAGGAGAGAGGGUGACCCGGGAGAAUCUGUUGGAAUUCCUGGCAUUGCUGGAGCAAAGGGAGAGCGAGGGGAUCCUGGGUUCCCAGUUUGAUUUGUUCUGUAGCAUGGUGUCUGGUUUUAUCCUUUCAGGAGAGAGAGGGAGAGAAGGACCUAAGGGUGAACCAGGUUACCCAGGAAGCACUGGGAUGAAUGGACUCAAAGGCAGCCCAGGAGAUCUUGGCCAAGAAGGACCAGCAGGAAUCUCUGGAAAUGCUGGGCUGAGAGGAAACCCUGGGCCACCAGGACCUCCAGGACAGCCAGGAGCUGUCGGAUUCCCUGGAGCUCGUGGAGCAGCAGGACCUAAAGGGUUUCAUGGAUUUCCAGGUUUGAAUGGUUUGAAUGGCUUGCCGGGCACAAAAGGAUCUCCUGGAACACCAGGUCUGAGUGAAGCUGGACUGAAAGGCCCUGCAGGUCUCCCAGGUCCAAAGGGUGAAGAAGGUUCUCCAGGCUUGGGUCCCCCUGGUCCUGUGGGACUGCCUGGCUUGCCAGGAACACCUGGAACUUCUCUUCCUUCUGAUAUACGUGGGAGACCUGGGGAUGCUGGCCACCCAGGAACUGAUGGGAGUCCAGGUCUUACAGGUCCUCCAGGGCCACGAGGGCCCCCUGGCCCAGCUUCUGACCAAGGUGACACAGGCAAUCCAGGUUUCCCUGGUGUUCCUGGCUUGCGAGGCAUUAAGGGUGAUGUGGGACCCACUGGUCCAAUUGGUCUCCCUGGAGCAUCUGGAUUCAAAGGUAUCAGAGGGGAGCCUGGCCUUAUGGGGAUGCCAGGAAAAGAUGGACCUCCAGGGGAUCCUGGUUACCCUGGGCUGAAAGGUGAAAUGGGUCGUCGAGGUCUCCCUGGCCAGCAAGGGGCUCCAGGUAUAACCCCCCAGCCAGAAGAAAUCACAGCCCCUGCAGGGUUACCUGGUCUGCCAGGUAUUGAUGGUGUCCCUGGCUUUGAUGGAGAUCCUGGAUUCCAGGGCCCAGCUGGAAAACCAGGUACAAAAGGACUGCCAGGAAGAUUUGGUUUGAAAGGACGGGAUGGUUUACCUGGAUCACCUGGUGUAGCUGGGGAUCCAGGACCCUCAGGUGCCCCAGGACCACAAGGAUAUGAAGGUGCUGCUGGGAAGCCAGGCUCACUUGGUUUGCCAGGAAUGCCUGGUCGGAGCGUAGGGGUUGGAUACACUUUAGUGAAGCACAGUCAGUCAGACCAAAUCCCACCUUGUCCCAUUGGAAUGAAUAAGCUCUGGGAUGGCUACAGCUUAUUAUACGUGGAGGGGCAGGAAAAGUCACACAACCAGGAUCUUGGUUUUGCUGGCUCCUGUUUGCCUCGUUUCAGCACCAUGCCUUUUAUUUACUGCAACAUCAACGAAGUGUGCUACUACGCCAGCAGAAAUGACAAAUCCUACUGGCUCUCCACCACUGCUCCCAUCCCCAUGAUGCCAGUGGACAGUGUCCAGAUCCCACAGUACAUCAGUCGUUGCUCUGUCUGUGAGGCCCCUUCCCAGGCAGUGGCUGUGCACAGCCAGGACAUCACCAUCCCACAGUGUCCCCUUGGCUGGCGCAGCCUAUGGAUAGGAUACUCCUUCCUUAUGCACACUGCAGCUGGUGCAGAGGGUGGAGGUCAGUCCCUUGUCUCACCUGGCUCUUGCCUGGAGGAUUUCCGUGCCACUCCGUUCAUCGAGUGCAACGGUGCCAGGGGAACCUGCCACUACUUUGCCAACAAAUACAGCUUCUGGCUGACAACAGUUGAACAGUCCCAGCAGUUUGUCAGUGCUCCUCCUUCUGAAACUCUGAAAGCAGGACAGCUCCGGACAAGGGUCAGCCGCUGCCAGGUGUGCAUGAAGAACUUGUAG
Molecule: messenger RNA, 4365 nt
Organism: Calypte anna (Anna's hummingbird)
Lineage: Eukaryota; Metazoa; Chordata; Aves; Apodiformes; Trochilidae
Gene: COL4A6
Product: collagen type IV alpha 6 chain
Exons: 34
Coding region: 1-4365 (1454 amino acids)
Cellular component (GO): collagen trimer; basement membrane
Molecular function (GO): extracellular matrix structural constituent
Source: RefSeq, a predicted model, not a curated record